UACAGUUCCUUCGAUUGCCGGGAGUGUGUGAGAAUCGUUUUUUUAGCUUGUAAUUUUUUAUUUUACCAGUCUUUUUCAUCAAAAAUGUGGAGUUUCUUAUCAAGAAUAACCCACAAUUCAAAGGCACUGAUCUCAGGACUGGUCAUCAUCCUUCUUCUAGUCUACUCAAACUGCAAUUUAUGGACCAAGCCUGAUAGUCGAAGAAUAACAGAUGAAGGCACACAGGAACGUUGCACAUGGCCUUCAAGAUCAAAAGCUUGCUAUGGACAGAAAAGGAUAAUAAAUGGCAAACGGCCUCAGCAUGAAAAAUGGCCUUGGUUUGUCAGACUGCAAAAUGGCAGUGCUGGCUGUGGGGGCUCUCUUGUGGGUGACCGUCAUGUGCUAACAGCAGCCCAUUGCUUUGACGAUACGGGCCCAAAUGAGAAUGACUGGCAGGUGUAUCUUGGAGUGGUCAAUCGAAAAGAACCCUCCAAGCCAUACAAAGUAAAAGAGAUCAUCUUACACCAGGCCUAUGAUAAGGAUAGCAUAGUUUUCAGAAACGAUAUUGCCUUGUUGACACUCAGCCAGCCCGUCCAGUUCUCAGAAAAUAUCCACUCUGUGUGUCUACCACGUCCUGACCAUCUUUUUCCUACUGGAACAAAAUGCUGGAUAGCAGGAUUUGGGAAAACCAUGAUAGAUAGUACAGUUCCAAGCUCAUCUUACUUGAUGGAAGCGGAUGUGAAAAUUGUAGAGCGAAGCGAGUGUAACUCUCAGGAUGUCCACAAUGGCAGCAUCCUUCAGAGCAUGCUGUGUGCAGGAGAUCCAAACGGAAGCCAAGACGCUUGCCACGGGGACAGUGGGGGUCCUUUGGUGUGUGAGGAUCAGGAGGGUCUGUGGUAUCUUGCGGGAAUUAUCAGCUGGGGAGUUGACUGUGGGAGGCCAAACAAACCAGGCAUCUACACCAAUGUAUCACACUUCUCAAAAUGGAUAGACGAAAAGCUGAAUAAUGGCUUUCUGUCUUGGGUAAACACAUCAUGUACAGUUUCCCCUUGUUCUUGUGUCUGCUACUUGCUCUGUUUUGAAGCCAUGUGCUUUCUGCCAUGUGCUUGUGUUUUUGUUUUGGUUCUUGUGCUCCGCCCUUUCCCCCGCCUUCCCUAUUAGUAUCCUCACCUGUCCGUAGUCUGUCUCCUCCCUCUCCCAGGUGUUCCCCAUUUGUUGUAUCCUUUAUCUAGCCCUUUGUUUCAGUCAGUGUUGGUCUGGUCUACUUGUCACUGUGAAUGCAUUUUCAUUCUUGUGUACAAAAUAAUAUCAUUGGAACAUUACUUGCACUUAGUGUAAGGUCUUAAUACACUUAACAACCAUCCAUUAAAUGUUUGAAAUUGACACUGUGAAGUGCAUAGUAUUUAAAUUACAUCUAUAUGGUUCUUU
This is a messenger RNA of Colossoma macropomum (tambaqui), 1407 nucleotides long. RefSeq names its product testisin-like. Gene Ontology annotation, biological process: proteolysis. The coding region runs from base 85 to 1140 and encodes 351 amino acids. NCBI's taxonomy places the organism in Eukaryota, Metazoa, Chordata, Actinopteri, Characiformes, Serrasalmidae. The record is from RefSeq and is a predicted model, not a curated record. Gene Ontology annotation, molecular function: serine-type endopeptidase activity. The transcript has 9 exons.